GGGCAAAGGGGGCGGGGCGUGUCUCUGUCACGUGGUUCUUGCUCGUCCUCCGUGUUAGCUCGGAGCUAAAGCUAAAAACAAUAAAACAUGUCGAAAGCUCACGCGUUAAGAGCUCUGGUGCAGGAGCGGCUCACUGCGGCUGCGGAGGAGAUCUUUGCGCUGUUUGAAAGAACGAUAGCGGAGUAUGAGGAGGAACUGCGCCGAUCCAAACAGGAGGAAAGGAGGAAAGAGGAGCUGCUGCAGUCAGUGCUGAGCCCCAGAGUCCUGCUGCUCAGGGCUCAGCACAUCCCCGAAACAAGUCUGAACCCUGGCCCGGAAAACCCAGAGACUCUGCAGAUUAAAGAGGAGCCACAGGAGCCAGAGGAGCAGCGCGUCAAACAAGAAGAAGAGCCGCUGCCCGUCUCUGAGCACGUCGCUGUGUUUGUGAAGACAGAAGAGUCGUCACUGCUUCAUCAAACGGCGCCCGGAGAGGAAACGCGGGAAGCGGAGCCGCAUUUCCACCCCGACGCUGACAAUCAUCUCGAGUGGGGUCCGUUCAGCAGCUGUUCGGAGGCAACUGGAGACAAACACCACCACGAAGUCUGGAGCAGAAAUGAACAAACAGCUGCGCAAAACUCGCACGUGUCCCCGAAACACCAGCCAAUGGAGAUCACGAACAACGGAGAAGUCUCGGGAACAGCCGGACGAGCCGACAAGAUAAUCCGCUGCUGCUUUUGCCAGAAGAAAUGCGGGAAUAAAACAGAUUUGAAGGUCCACCUCCGAGUCCACACAGGAGAGCGACCGUUCAUCUGUUCCAUCUGCAUGAAAACGUUUACGCGCACGUCCCACCUCGCGAUACACAUGCGAACGCACUCGGGGGAAAAACCUUACGGCUGCUUAAUAUGUCCCAAAACCUUCAGCGACAAGUCGAAUUUGAAAAAACACAUCCGAGUCCACACAAACGAGAGGCCGUUCAGCUGUUCGGCCUGUCAGAAAUCGUUUCACUUCAAACAUCAGCGGGACAGACACGCCUCAACGCACAGGAGAACGUUCAGCAGUUCAACUUAAUGCUUCUACCGUGUAAUAGUGUUUCCGCCUCGUCAAAAACAUGCCUGAUGAGGUUUUAGACGUCAUCCAGGCGUGUUUAAGUAAUCUAGUGAUCUCUCUCAGGCCUACAGACGGUAUAUAUAAACGCACGAGCCGCCGAAGUGAGCACGGGCGCGCUUCCAGCUUCACUUUACAUUGAAAAAUUGUCACCCCUCCCUCUAAUUUCUGCAGUGAGCUUCGUCAUUUUGGUCUUAAAAUGUUCGUAUUAACCCGCUCGACAUGAUCCUGGGGUUUUUAUUUCGCAAUUUUGUCAGUGAAUCAAGAUAUGAGCAUUAAUAACAGACAAAUCGGGCGCCUUCUGUCCCUGAGGUCGCUCCCGCUAGCGUUAGCAACAGGUUUGAUUGACAGCGUUGCGAAGUGCCUUGCCUGUUCCCUGCUAAACCUCGCUCCUGAUUCGCUCUUUGGUUGCUAUGAUACUCACGGUCAGAAUUCCAUAUACUCUGGUCCCUCGCUAUAUCGUGGUUCACCUUUCGCUGAGUAUGAACGUGCAUUGUGUCCUGCGUCCUGAUUGGCUGUUGGACUGUAGACCAUUGUGUUGUGCGUCCUGAUUGGCUGUUGGACUGUAGACCAUUGUCCAUCAGUCUCCUCCGUGCCGUGUCUCCUGUCCAGUACAGAAUGUGUUCAGACAAAUUUACAUAAACGUUGGAUCUCAGUGUGACUCUGAAGUGCUGUACGUUUGCAAUUUGUUUUCUCCCCGACAAAACCCACAACGUCGACAAAACGUUCUGCACCGACAAAGACGCCUACGAAGGUUUGAACUUUGAGAGAGUUUAAACGAGAGAGAAAUGUGAGAAAAUGUUAACGCCUGUGUGAGAAAAGUGUAUAAAGUGUGUGGUGAGGGGUUUUACAGACAAAAACAACUGUACAAAACAAAGCUGAUACUUCACGGAUUUAGCCUAUUGCGCGUUAUUUUUAGAACGUGAUAAACGAGGGACCACUGUAUGGAACUCCAGUUAGCGGUACGUUUCUGUCCAAAGCUCCGCCCACAACCCCACGUCAUCCACACGACAGUUUUCCCAUAAAUAUACAAAAACACUGACAAACGCGCAGGCCGUUGCAGGUCGGGCUGUGAUCACUGUCGCAUGUGCUGUUUUGGCGAUAUUGUCAUUCGGUGCGUUUCUGUUUAAAGCUGCAGUGCGUAACAUUUGCGGUGGAGGGUACAUCCGUCACGUGUUUACAAGUGAACGGACUGUAAAAUGAACCACAAAAGUACAGAAAUGUCCUUUUACGCACACAUUUUAAAAGGUUACGCUGCAAGUUUGCGUGGAUCCGAUCUUCAGAGUUUGGAUUUUGUGUUUGUCGUAGAGCUGCGGUCGACUGAAGAACUUCUCGUUGGACUAAAGACGUGCUGUCGAGCGAUUAGUCGGCUAAAAAGGGGGCGUGGCAAAAGGUUUCGGAACUAUUAUCGAUGCCCGUGUCUCAAUUUGGCGGUCGCGCACUUCGGAGUACGCGGCCGACGAAGGGUACUCCUCCAUCGUGAUUUUUAUUUCUUUAUUAUUUCAUAGAAGAAGAGCUAAGGUGUCGUCAUCGCAGGUGUUUAUUUCUGUUUAGAUUGAACGAAGUAAGGAAUUAAUGUUUCUCUUUGAAUAUCAACAGGCAAAUAUAACGUUACAAGACGACACCUGCAGGGGGAGCUCAUGCAAAAAGUACUAUUUAUACAGGAAAAAAAGUACAAGAAAGCAAUGUAUUUAUAUAAAGACAGAUUAAAAUUGUGAAAACUCUCUUUAAUCUGUGUUUUUACUUAUAAAUAUCACAAUAUUCACUCACUAACUCCACUUUCCUGCUGUUGUCUCAUAUAAAUCCUUACAAUCUAAACAAAAUAAUUCAAUCAACUAAUCGAUUAAUCAGCUAAACGACUGAAGAACUACAGCUCUAAUGUUUCAAAAAUACAGCGUUUAUGAACAGUUUUGGAUUUGUGUUUUGUUAUUGCGUUACAAAAUAAAUACUGAUUGG
Molecule: messenger RNA, 3039 nt
Organism: Periophthalmus magnuspinnatus
Lineage: Eukaryota; Metazoa; Chordata; Actinopteri; Gobiiformes; Gobiidae
Product: oocyte zinc finger protein XlCOF8.4-like
Exons: 2
Coding region: 88-1047 (319 amino acids)
Biological process (GO): regulation of transcription by RNA polymerase II
Molecular function (GO): RNA polymerase II cis-regulatory region sequence-specific DNA binding; DNA-binding transcription factor activity, RNA polymerase II-specific
Source: RefSeq, a predicted model, not a curated record